This is a messenger RNA of Haliotis rubra (blacklip abalone), 649 nucleotides long. Its product is annotated as receptor-type tyrosine-protein phosphatase epsilon-like. NCBI's taxonomy places the organism in Eukaryota, Metazoa, Mollusca, Gastropoda, Lepetellida, Haliotidae. The record is from RefSeq and is a predicted model, not a curated record. The transcript has 6 exons. The coding region runs from base 169 to 609 and encodes 146 amino acids. Gene Ontology annotation, molecular function: protein tyrosine phosphatase activity. Gene Ontology annotation, biological process: protein dephosphorylation.
GGCGACAUUUCAGUUACCAAGGAGACAGAAACUCAGCUUGCAAACUACACAGUCACAAAACUGUCUGUUCACAAUAAAUCGGAAGGAAAGACACAUCACGUUCACCACUUUCACUUCACAAGUUGGCCUGACCAUGGUGUACCAGACACUUCCGCCUUGCUGGAAUUUAUGUGGAGGGUCAAGGCCACCACAAGACAUCAAACACAACCUAUCAUAGUCCACUGCAGUGCUGGUAUAGGCCGGACAGGGACGUUCAUUGCUGUAGAGAGUCUUGUGGAUCAGGCGGCGGCAGAAGGCUUUGUGGACGUUGUCAGCUUCGUCUCCAACAUGAGAGGCCAAAGGAAGAACAUGAUACAGACCAAGGAGCAGUACCUGUUCCUGUACCAGGCCGUGGCUAUGGCUGUGGCAGAGGGGGACACAUCACUGGACGCUGACGCCAUCAGACAGAUAGAUCCCAGUCAUGUGUCUUCCGUUACCAUGGGCAACAGGAACGUACAGGAACACCUGGAGGCUAUGGAAAAUACUCCCGAACUCCUACACAUCAAGGAACGGCUUCUUCAUAAUAACGUCACAACCAGACAAAGAGGAACUAUGGAAUCAGAUGUAUAACAGCGAUUCGCGCACCUUGAUCACGUUGGCAACAGAAACC